AUGGUUGGAUUGCCUGCAAGAGGAAAAACUUAUAUAUCACAAAAAGUAUGUAGAUAUCUUACAUGGUUAGGCAUAAAUACCAAGGUAUUCAAUGUUGGUAAUUACCGCCGUAAACUAUAUGGCGCAAAGCAAGAACAUACAUUUUUUGAUCCAAGUAACCCUGUUGGUAUUCAACAAAGAAAGGAGGCGGCGAGUGCAGCUCUAGAAGAUAUGAUUCGUUGGUUCAAUGAAGAUCAAGGCAUUGUUGCUCUAUAUGAUGCAACAAACAGCACAAAACAAAGAAGACAAUGGUUACACGAAAAGUUAACGAAAGAGAAUAUCCAGGUGUUUUUUAUCGAAUCCAUUUGUCAAGACGAAUCUAUUAUUUUGGAUAACAUCAAGGAAGUUAAAUUAACUUCACCUGAUUAUGCAAACAUUGAUCCAGAGGAAGCUGUAAAUGAUUUCAAGGCAAGAAUCAAUCAUUACAAAGACCAAUAUGAAACUGUAACAGAACAGGACUACACCUACAUCAAGCUGAUCAAUGUCGGAAGUCAAGUCAUUAUUAAUAUGAUCCGUGGUUAUCUGGAGUCUCGUAUUGUGUAUUAUCUGAUGAAUUUACAUAUUGCACCCAGAAAAAUAUAUAUGAGUAGACAUGGUGAAUCAAUGUUUAAUGUCCAGGGUAAAAUUGGCGGUGAUUCUGCUUUAUCGCCAAGGGGUUUACUCUAUGCCAAUAAAUUACCUGAUUUAAUCAAGCAAAAUUUGGGUGACAAGGAAUUAUUUGUUUGGACUUCAACUAUGAAAAGAACUAUACAGACAAGUGGCCUGUUAAACUAUCCAAAAAUGAACAGAAAGGCUUUGGAUGAAUUGGACGCUGGUAUGUGUGAUGGUAUGACAUAUGAAGAAAUCGAGGAAAAAUACCCUGAAGAUUAUGCUAACCGUGACGAGGACAAAUUUAACUAUCGUUAUAGAGGUGGUGAGUCCUAUAGAGAUGUAGUUCUUAGACUUGAACCGGUAAUCAUGGAUCUUGAGCGUCAGGGAAAUAUUCUUAUCAUCGGUCAUCAAGCCAUUUUAAGAUGUAUUUAUGCUUACUUUAUGAACUACAAUCAAGAAGAUUUACCCUAUAUCAAGAUUCCUUUACAUACUGUGAUUGAGUUGACACCAAAAGCAUAUGGAUGUGAUGAAAAGAGAUUUAAAGUUGAUAUUGAAGCUGUCGAUACCCAUCGCCCAAAGCCACUUAAAAAGAAGGUAUCAAAGCAUGAUUUAAGUAACGGAAACGGUGCAUUAUUAGGAGCAAGCGGUGAAAUUGUAAACGAAAUGCGUAGCCCUAUCUUACCAAUCAAUCCUCAACUUUGGCCUUCAAAUGAUGAUCAACAUAAAAAAGUUUCGUCGCAAUUACAACAGGAAAUCCCUACUUUAUCUUUAAAAUAA
Messenger RNA from Mucor mucedo, 1407 nucleotides. Its product is annotated as 6-phosphofructo-2-kinase-domain-containing protein. Bases 1 to 1407 code for a protein of 468 amino acids. The transcript is spliced from 4 exons. The record is from RefSeq and is a predicted model, not a curated record. Gene Ontology annotation, biological process: fructose 2,6-bisphosphate metabolic process; fructose metabolic process. Gene Ontology annotation, molecular function: ATP binding; 6-phosphofructo-2-kinase activity; fructose-2,6-bisphosphate 2-phosphatase activity. Lineage: Eukaryota; Fungi; Mucoromycota; Mucoromycetes; Mucorales; Mucoraceae. Gene Ontology annotation, cellular component: cytosol.